CGAGAUACGAGAAGAAACAAAGUCAGAAAGUUAUUUGAGGAAGUUGCAGACACUGAGCCUCGUUUCCACUUCAAAACUUCCUAAAACGCACUCCUUAGCUUAGUCAGCUAAAGUGUUUAUCCGGUUUUGGCAUUUAUACUUGUUUCAAGUUCUUACCCCUUCCACUAUCAUCACGAGGUCCUACUCCAUCGAGGUGUCAGAGAACACGGGCAAUUAACACAAAGAUAAAUCUGAAUCUUGGGCCGCCCAUUUCAACUGCUUCACUCUAACGCUAGGGCCCACUCUGUCGUCCACAGCUGCUGCGAUGACUUCAACGAGUGUAGUUUUCCGGUCCAGGUUCUUCCGUCGAUGGAGUCUUUACCUGAGGACUCUCCUCUUCGGAAGGCUUACCCAGUCGAUAUCUAUACCAAUGGGGGCUACUUCCCUUCUCCCAAUGGCAGAGUCCGAUACUGGGUUGUCGGGCCACAGAGUGGCGACAAGGUUGCUUUGAUCCAUGGUAUAUCGGUACCCAGCAUUGCCUAUCAGAAGGUGGCUCAACACCUUGUGGAUAAGGGGUUCCAAGUUCUUCUAUAUGAUCUGCAUGGACGGGGAUACUCUGAAGCUCCUGGAAGAGUGCUCGAAUCCAGCGACUAUGCCAUCCAGCUUGCUCUUCUUCUACAGUACGUCGGAUGGAAUGCAGCAAAGAUUGUCGGUUUCUCGAUGGGAGGAGGAGUUGCGGCUGCUUUUGCUUCUCUAUUUCCUCACCUUGUCAAUGGAAAAGUCGUAUUCAUUUCCUCCGCUGGUUUGAUUGAACUACCAACAGACGAGAACGGCAUCAGACAACCCACACAACCACGCAGAUCUGACAAUCCGGAUAGCCUCGCUGUAGAGUUACGCCAACUUCAGGGCGAGUUGUUGCCUGGGUUCAAGAAGAUCUUAGGUGACGACAUGCAGUAUGGGCCAAUUGCUGGCCUUGAUUGGGCAUUCAAAAAACUGUCCGGCCUACAAACUAACGCAGGCACUCUUCAAAUCCUCAUCAUCCACGGUACAGACGAUGACAUCGUCCCAUUCACGGAGGCGAUUAAGAUCCACCGGCAUAUUCCAGAGGCUAAAUUGGCCAAGAUAGAGGGUGCCACUCAUUACCUUGUGGUUGAGGAGGAACAUUGGUUGACAGUCGCUGAGAAUAUUUCUGGCUUUCUAUGACGUCCUUUCGGAGCUAUAAAUAUUAUUGAUGUACCUACCGUAUAGUCACUAUGCGAUAGCAAGUUACGUCACCCCGUCCGUGUUGAAGCA
Somion occarium is the source of this 1272-nucleotide messenger RNA. The record is from the annotation of a GenBank genome assembly. Lineage: Eukaryota; Fungi; Basidiomycota; Agaricomycetes; Polyporales; Cerrenaceae.